This is a messenger RNA of Amyelois transitella, 6216 nucleotides long. It is a transcript of the gene Patronin, whose product is annotated as patronin. Gene Ontology annotation, biological process: cytoplasmic microtubule organization; neuron projection development; negative regulation of microtubule depolymerization. Gene Ontology annotation, cellular component: microtubule minus-end. Gene Ontology annotation, molecular function: spectrin binding; microtubule minus-end binding; calmodulin binding. NCBI's taxonomy places the organism in Eukaryota, Metazoa, Arthropoda, Insecta, Lepidoptera, Pyralidae. The coding region runs from base 375 to 5252 and encodes 1625 amino acids. The record is from RefSeq and is a predicted model, not a curated record. The transcript has 29 exons.
GACGUCCGCCAGCCAUCGUGAGUGAUGUCAUCUACGUGACAGUGUAGUGUUGUGGGAAGAGGCUCGUGUCCUUCUCUGUAAAGAGUUGUCAAAAUUGAGAUCGAGUCUUUUAUAGUUGGAUAGCUUUUGAGCUCAGGAGUCUGAUAAACAGGACUUUCAUUGUCUCUCAUCACAUUGGAUGAAGGAACAUUUUGCAAAGUUACUGAAAUGUUAUUCAGUCACAUGUCAGAAUUAUUUUCACCAGUCUUUCGUCGUACCUGUCAAGACUCAAUCUAGUACUUUGCUAAUCUAUUUACGAAAGGCUCAUAACCACACCGCGACUUAAAGGACUAAGGACUCGAUCCUCUGCAAGUCUGGUGCGGUGCUUGUGAAAUAUGGUAGCGAUGGUCGCCUCGGCCUCUGGGUACGGCACACUGCGCCGCUUCCUUAGCGCUCCUGAAGGGCAGCGCGACAUGGAGGCGGGCGUGGUGCCCACCACAUCUGUCGCCGUAUCGUCAAAACAGCGGGCGUCGAUCAAAUGGCUGUUGUCGAAGGCAUUCAAUAACAGGGUCCCGGAGAACCUACAGGAGCCGCUGUAUAGGGAUCACGAGGACCAAGAGCACCUCAAGCCUCCUAUAGUGGGGGGCUUAGCGAAUGCGGAGCUGUACUGCCUGGCGCUAGCCAACAUGUAUUCAGAUCCGAACUACCACAGCCUGAACCACUGGAACAUCCUCCAGACGCUCGCGAGGAAGGGAGUCCACGUACCAGACCCGCCGGACUGCGCGCUCACGGAAACUGUCCUCAUUCAGACCAACCCCUUGAGAAUGAGUGCACACAUGGCAGUCAUAGAAGCACUAAUGGUGCUUUACGCGCGGGAAGUAGUCACAUUGGAUCGCGUGUCGGCGGCGGCGCAGCGGUUCGGCACUAGUCAGCCGCUGGCCGCGCCCAGCAAUGUGCCGCACGAAGACGGGCUCCUGUGCUGGAUCAACGCGGCCUGUGCGGCUCUCAACAAGGCCGAGGAGGACCCCUCAUCCCACGUGCCAAUGGUAACGAACCUGCAAGAACUGUGCGACGGCACGGCGUUAGCUGCCCUCAUCUCCUUCUACUGUCCCGAAGCAUUGCCACGGAGUUCCGUCCGCGUGGGUCGCAUGGCGUCCAUACAGGACUGUCUCCACAACCUGAUGCUGGUCUACGAGUUCUGUCGGAACUGUUUGCCUCACAACGUGUUCCAUAUGAUGCCCGAAGACGUCACGUAUAUGAGGGGAUCAAUGCGACAAAAUUUAAUAGCAAUGCUGGCAGAUCUCUUCAAUAUGUUAGAAGUUCACCCUGUCAAAGCAGUCAAACACCCAGGCAGCGCGUGCGCGGCGAGCAACGAGCACGGCGUGCGCCACAAGCGCUGCCUGCCGCCGCCGCCGCCCGCGCCCAUCCCCGACCUGCGCGGCGCCGACGAUAACCUGCCGCCAUUCGCAGCGGGCCGUUCGCCGUCGGCGUGCGGCCGGGCGCGCGUGGCGGCGCUGGCGGGCCGCUCGGCCUGCUCCACGCCGGAGCGGCGCAGCGCGAGCCCGCAGCGGGACGAGUUCGUGGUGCACCGCGGGCGGGCCGUCACCACGCUGGCCUCGCUCGCCAGGAGGGACGAUGACGCGUCAUCAGACACCCCCCCACACGUGGCGGCGGGGCGUCCGUCAAACUGGGCGGAGUCUCGCGAGUCGUACGCGGGGAGGCGCUCCCGAAGGAGUUCCAUAUCUGACGACAGCCAACUGACGGUGGAGAACUUCGGCGGCUCCCAGGACCGGCUCCACUUCGCCGGCAGGAAUCCGGAGAAGGAACUGGCUACCGUAGCCAACGUCAGGAAGAUAUCCGCUCCCACAGGUCCGCUCGACAACUACAACCCGCCGCUCCGAUCGUCGCGCCAAGACAUCAGAGGUUCAAUACAGUUCUUCCACGGCGAUUUCCAAAACGGACAAGAUGAUAGGCAGAAAAUCGAAAGACAACAUUCCCAACCACAAACCGGGAACGACAACGAUCAGCCGUAUUAUCCAAUCAGGAGGCAGCUCAGUAGCGACACCAUAACGCUAAAUCAGAACUACGGUUUCAACUACAAAGGGGGCGGAGAUGGAUUCUUCUUGAACGACAGAGACUCGACGGACGGCGACGGAACUAAAACUAGUUUCGCUGACUUGAAUAAGAUUAGGAGUAACGGUGACCAGAAAGGUCUACAAUCCCAGUACAGCCAAGAGAAUGACCCGGUGGAGAGGCGGAAAAGCACGUCUUUCUCGACGCCGCCCCCCAAUACGACGACGUGGCAACAACAGUUUAUGCAACAAGAAAAUCAUCCGAAUGGCGACGAUUUAUCAGACGACGCGAACACAUCACCGAGCGGCGGGCAAGCAAUGGCCGCACAACUCAAUAAUAUUAGACUUAAAUUAGAGGAAAAGAGACGGAGGAUAGAACAGGAGAAAAGAAGAAUGGAGGUCGCUAUGAGUAGACAGAGACAACAGUUAGGACAACAGGCGUUUCUGCAGGCAGUCACAAGGGGGAAGGGUGCGCGGACGCCGGCCGAGGACGAACACAAACAGGACAACGCGCAGAAUCAGGAUUUGGCGGACGUGCCCACACAAUCUGUGGAAAACGUAGCGUUGGAGCAGUAUCAACAAUCUAUUGCCAAAAUGAACUCCAGCCUGCAGGACAUACAGAGCGACAUCGCGCGCCUCGCCAGCCAGCAGAGCCAGUUGCAGCAACAACAGGCGGCGCAGCAACAACAACAACUACAACAGCAACAACAACAGCUCCAGCAGCAACAACAACAGUUGCAACAACAGCAGCAGCAGGCGAAGCAGAUGUUCCAGCAGGCGUUGCAACCGCAGGCGCCAUUUCAGAAUUAUCAGCCAAACAUUCCACAAUUGCACAGCCAAUUCAGCUCUCAGCACAACGUAUCGCGGCCGCCUCUAAACGCGUUCGGCUCGACGCCGCACAUAGCCCGCGAGCCUUAUUACCAGCAGUACGAGCCGGAGAAUUACCAGUACCGAGAUAUAGAAGAUUACGGAAGGUUCUACUUGCAUGAUAGUCCAGCACCGCCUCAGAGACGGACGUGGGCCCAGCACGCGCAAAUGCAGCAGGAGAAUGAGAUGAGAGGGUGGCAGCUCCACCAACAGAACCACCAGCAGUUCCAACAACCACAGGAACCGCCGCCUCGCACGUGGAAGUCCCCCUCGCCCCAGCCUCCGUCGGAACGCAAUUGGAACCCCCAGGGUUUUGUUCUGCACGACAGAACGAAUCAGAACCAGAAUCAGAAUCAACCAUUCCAGGUGCAGUACUCCGGCUCUGGCUACCAGAACGGCGGCGAGCGCGAGCCACAGAACCACCCCAGCUACACCGUGGGCAGCCCGCGCCGCGCCGGCGCCGCGCACAGACAAGGCUCUCUCCCCGAAUCGAGACGACCAGAGCCGGUCAGUCUCCAGCAACUGCACACACCGCAGAAGCCUCCCCCACCCCCCGACGACAUGGAACCACAAAACAUUUCGUUCAUAGGCAACGCGGAGGACGACGCCCUGAGACAAGGCAUCAAUCGCCUCAACAUUUCCUCCGGCACAAGAACUUACAGAAUCCCAUCUCCUACCAGACCGUCGCUGAACAGAAACUCCUUUCAACAAAUGGAGGAGGAGAGUGAGAAGAAUGAGAAAGGUUUCUAUAUAUCGUUCGAUAAUGACCAGCCCAAAAGGCCUAAGCCCCCGUUGCGGACGAAAAGGGGGUCGCCGAAGAAAGAGAGGUCGUUUGACACGCCCGACAGGAGUCCGGAGAACACGUGGAGUGAGAGACUGGCGCCGGAGGAGGAACCGUUUGUAGUGCACAGAAGCUCUGCAGCGGAGACGGGGCGGACGGAGCCGCCGCGGGAGCGCGCCCGGCCCGCCGCCGCCGAGCCCGCCGCCCUGAUCAUCGGCGAGAUGACGCCCGACCCGAAUUCUGCGGAGGAGAUGGAGCGCAAGAAGGAGCGCAUCAUGCUGCUGUCGCUGCAGCGGCGGCAGCGGGCCGACUCGGCGCGGGCGCGGGCCGAGGCAGCCGCCGCCGCCAGGAAGGCUCGGGAAGAAGCCGCGGCGGAACUCAAACUAGCCAGGAAGGAAGAGCAGGCGCGCCGCAGAGAGGCCAUACUGCAGCAGUACAAGCUGAAGAAGGCCAUCGAGGAGGCCGAGAGAGAGGGCAAAGCCUUUGACAAAUCCGAGUUCAUCGAGAGUAUGAAAGGUUCUCCGCACCCGGCGACCAACACGAACACGACCCGUCUCCGCGGCAAACCCGCGCCCCGGGCGCGGCCCAAGACCAUCCACGUGGACAGCGGCGCGCUGCACGCCGCGCAGGGCAUGCUGCGGCAGCCGUCCAGCACCAACCUCGCCGCGCGCAGCCCGCGGCGCGACUACUACCGCGGCUCGCAGGACAGCCUGGCCGAGCGCGCCGGCCUCUACCACGUGACCCCAGCGGAGUCCCCGGUGGAGGAGCGCGGCGGCAUGUCCCCGGGCUCCGCGUCGUCCGCGCUCGGGCGCCGCGGCUCGUGCAAGACCUCCCGCGAGCGUGUGAAUGAGGAACCACAGUCGGCCCGUGGAAGGUCUAAGUAUUCCACUUACCAGAGUAACUUUAAGGCGGGAAGGAAGUCUAGCUCUCUUAUGAACUUGUGCGACUCGGGGUUGGGCCGCGCCACGCCCCCGCGCCGCGCCGCGUCCCCCGGCGUGCGCACCCUGGGCUCGCCCGCGUCGGGCCCGGGGUCCCUGCCCGGGGCCAUCGGCAAGCGCCGCCAGCAGCAUCACGACGACAACUCCGACGUCUCAUCCACUCAUUCGAGCAUCAUGGACUACUCCGGGCCGCGGUUGUACAAACAGCCCACGACGAAGUCCAACAGGGGCAUCAUGCUGAACGCGGUGGAAUACUGCGUGUUCCCCGGCGCGGUGAACGCCGAAGCUAAAAGGAGAGUUCUAGAAGAGAUCGCGCGAUCCGAGAGCAAGCAUUUCCUAGUCCUGUUCAGGGACGCCGGGUGUCAGUUCAGAGCAUUGUACUCGUACUGCCCCGACUCCGAGCAGGUGACGAAGUUGUAUGGAACCGGGCCUAAGCACGUCAACGAUAGGAUGUUCGACAAGUUUUUCAAAUACAACUCCGGCAGCAAAUGUUUCUCCCAAGUGCACACGAAGCACUUGACGGUGACGAUCGACGCGUUCACGAUACACAACUCCCUGUGGCAGGGCAAGAAGGUGCAGUUGCCCAGCAAAAAGGACAUGGCGCUCGUCAUAUAACACCAGCACACACCACACGAUAUCUAGUCGCCGGCGGCAGUCGAGUCAAACCUUCACUUCGGUUACGUUACGGUAGGGCAAUAGUGCCAGUGUCCAAUAUUUUAAUUAGUGCAUUUCAUGGACGCGAGCUGUGUUAGUUAUGUUUCGCUUGUGUUAGUGACGUCAUUCUCGCCGCGCCGCCAAACAAACAGUCAGGAUGGCGCGCCGCGGCCGGUCGGUGCCUGUGUCAUAUUGUACAGUUAGAAAUAAAUAGGUCGUGAGCUCGAAUCGAAUAUAUUAUUUCCAUUAGCUUCGAUUGAUCCGCGUUAUUUGUGAAAGUUGAUCAUGUUGAGUUGUGCCCGCGUUGCGUUGUAUUUAUUUCUCGUGUCGGGACGCUUGUUGACGUAUGUGUGCGUUUUGUUAUUGCUGGUUUAGAUCGAUAUUCGAAUCGUGUUACUCAGUGUAUAAACGCAAUGUUUGCCAUAUGUAUUAGUGAGAUGGUCGAUACGUUCCAAAUUCAAAUUGUCUCAAAUGUUAACAGCCAAACUGUCGGAUGUAUGGUCGUAUAUAAGUUCACUUAAUUUCGAUGUAAACUGUUCUCACGUUAACAAGUUCACAAACUAAUGCUGCUUAUUCGUUGUAAUAUUAACUAGUAAUUAUUUCAAUUUGACUGGAGUAAGAUUAAGGUAUUACGUGUUUGUUUAACUGACCCUCGUUUAAUGUUAUCUCCAUUUCCAUUUUUUUACCGCUUGUAUAGCUAAAAUAAGACGAGGCACAUUUUACGUGGUAAUUGUACUGCCUUAUCCUGUAAAUAAUUGUUUUUUGUAUACAGCUAUUUAUUAAAGAACGUUGAACGAGAAUUGAUGAAUAUCAUUUUUUCAUUGUUUAAUGAUUGGUCAUCAAUAAUAUACUACCGAUAGUAUAUGGUAUGCAAAUAUAUUGUAUUAUUAAAAAGCAUAACGAAAUAAUAUUGAAUUUCAUAUUA